AUGUCGUCUUCACAGAAGAGCAGCAGCGACAAGGAUUCGAUUGCACCGCUCGUCGGGACACAGGCGCUAAUCAAGAAGAACCCCAGCCGCACCCUGCACUUGUCAACUGACGAGGUGCCGCAACACGGCGAUGGGAAAAACGACAAGGAAAACAUCCGACACGCCGUCUACACCGCCAUGAAGAACGCGCAAUUGCGAGAGCCACUCAAACGGCAGAUCGUGCGCAUCGAGUGUUGUCAACACGGCGAGAAGUGUGGCAAGGCAAAGAUGGAGAACUUCCCGAGCAAGCGAGGCCACGAGUUGCCGGCUUAUGUUCAAUCAACACCGAGUCGUCCCUCACUCGCUGCCACUUCUCGCGCAAAGAUCUACGAGAUAUUCGGCGUCGACGAGUUGCCGCCCUUAUCCUCAGCGACCGAGCACCUCAACCCGGCUGGUUCACAGCCUUCCACCGCUCGCUCUCGCACUCAAGCCGAAGAGGCAGCAGGAUGUGGGCCUCCUUGCGCCCUACACACCGCCGAAAAGCAGCAACAUAGACUCUCAAAACUCGGACAACGAUCGCAGCAACGUGGAAUCUUCAGCUCCAACCUCGCCGACGUCGAUUCAACCGCGGAACUUGAGACAAUUCAAGCUGGCCUCCGCGACGACAAAGCC
Molecule: messenger RNA, 651 nt
Organism: Mesorhabditis belari
Lineage: Eukaryota; Metazoa; Nematoda; Chromadorea; Rhabditida; Rhabditidae
Source: the annotation of a GenBank genome assembly